Messenger RNA from Didymodactylos carnosus, 1622 nucleotides. NCBI's taxonomy places the organism in Eukaryota, Metazoa, Rotifera, Eurotatoria, Philodinida, Philodinidae. The record is from the annotation of a GenBank genome assembly.
AUGCAUAUCCUGUUCUCGUGUGUUGACAUGAUUUUUUGGGAGAAAAUAGGUCGCAGGCCAACGUUAGAAAAUAAUUUAUCGAAAAUGAAAGCAGCAUUAAUAGAAGCAAUUGGCUAUGUUAAAUUAUUUCGUAUUUUUACAGCCAAUAUUUAUGAAUUAUUUGAACACAUCCGAGCUUUGAAACCUAUGAAUAAAACAGCAAUAAAUUGUACACACGAUGGUUGUGAAGAACAAACAGCACAAAUGGAAAAUUUUUUAGAAGAAACAUUUGGAAUGAAAAAUACUCAACAUUCUAAUGAAGAAUUAAAAUAUUUUAUUCAAGAUAUUCAAGCAUUUGAAUUGGAUAAACCAAUAAAACAUUUGGAUAAAAAACAGAUUGUAGAAUUUCCAUCAAAAGCAAAUCCAUUCUAUCAGAUGACUGUUGAAGAAAUUCAGCAAUGGCAAAAGACGUUUCAUGUUUAUGCAGCCGAUGAUGUAUUUUUGGAAAAACAUAAUGGAAAAGAUCAUUUGAAAAAGGCAUUAACAAAAGGAACACAUAAGGGUGAUGAAGCAUUUAAUAUGAAAUUUGUCUGUCGUAUUUCAAAAAAUCCUAUAUUUAUGGAAUACGAUGGUAAAGUGAUCAUUCGUAAUACUCAUGAUUUAUGGCCACAUUAUAUUUCUUUGGUGACGGCAACGGCUAUUAAUUUAGCUGGCAGAGAUCACGAUUCAGACGAUAUUCAAAAAUACAUCUCAAAUUGGAAAUAUGCGUUCGAUUUAGAUAAGCAUGGACAAUUAAAAACGUAUUCUUACUCAUACAUUGACCGGGAUCAACCCUGGAGAGGUUUUACACAAAUUGUUGAUCGACAUGGUCGCGAUUUUCGAUGGAAUCAAACAAAAUGUGAUUUAGAACAGGAUAAACUCUAUGAAGAUUUAGUGAAAAUGGUUCGUUUAAGACUGCGCACAUGCGAUCUAGAGUGUAUUCAAAUUGUGAUUGAAACAGGAUUAGGCACCGGAAUAUUUAGUGGAGAUGGUAUUGGAAUCGGAAACGAAGUAAGAACAUUGUCAGCUAAAGCGAUCAAACAGCAAGAAGGUCAGCAAUUUCAAAAUAUCGAAGCCGUGAUAUUUGCAUUACCUAUCAUGCCAAAAACAAUUGGUGCUAAUGAUUCAAUAUCAAUUAAGCAUCAUCAACCAUCAGCUAAUACACUUGAUAUAUUUAUUCAAGAAUUUAAUGGGUAUACGGGAAUAAAACCGGUGCUACUCAUUGAUCAAGAUAUGCAUAAAAUAGCUAUUUGUUGUGCAAAAUUAAAUUUUCAAGUUAGCGAAUUGAAUUCAACUGACUCACACGGAAUAUUUGGUGGCUAUUGGCAAAAUCGUGGACCCGGUACACAAGAAAAACUCGUCUUCUCGACUGCCGGUCUGCUAACGCAACAUCAUAUUGUCAAUCAUCAUGUACAUGACACAAAGAAUUAUCAUUUAAUCUCUGUUAACGCAGCAGUAUAUCAGUAUUCGCCAAAAAAUAAAUGUCCAGUACUCUUUGAUCACCAUGAGAAUAGUGGAUCAAGUAAAAACCAUAUCUAUAAUAAGUCUCAUAUGCAUUCAAAUGACAUUACACCACCAGCAGCUGUCAUUCCGAUGGUACCUCC